This is a messenger RNA of Trichoderma gamsii, 1104 nucleotides long. RefSeq lists its product as hypothetical. Lineage: Eukaryota; Fungi; Ascomycota; Sordariomycetes; Hypocreales; Hypocreaceae. The coding region runs from base 1 to 1104 and encodes 367 amino acids. The transcript has a single exon. The record is from RefSeq and is a predicted model, not a curated record.
AUGUCUGAGCAUCCCUCCAAGAUCUCCGGCCGUCGGCCGUCGAUGACCAAACCUGUGCCGCCGCCUGCCCCAAGAAAGGCGCAAGCCACGGUCAAGAAGUCGCAAGCUGGGGCGCAUAAACCACACGUCUCAGGAAACAAGGCGCACAUAAUCUCUAUACAGAAGCCUCAAGCGGCCUCAAGCAUGAUCGAGAUCGAGGCUCCAGAAGAAGCAUCUCAGAUCGUGGCGGGCAGCAGCGACAACAAGCCAGAAACUACUUCCGCCGAUUCCCUGGCCGUUGACAUCGCGUCUUUGACGCUCGAUACCCCCAUCAUCGAACUUCGAAAGAAGCCACCGCGUGUCCCGGCAACGCCAUUUCACUUCCUUUCUCUGCCCUCAGAACUGCGCGUCAGGAUUUACGAAUACUACUUUGACGAAAACGAAAACGUCCUGGACCUCUCCCCAGACAACUACAAGCGCUACCACAAGCGGCUCGGCCUCAUGCGCGUCUGCAAGCUGCUCCGCGACGAGGCAACCUACUUCUUCUACGGCACCCGAACCUUUCGCAUUUUCCCCACAUAUCCCGGCAAAUACUUCAAGAGCAAGAAACCCAUCCUCGCCCGUCUCAAGCCCCGCCAGCGCGAAUGCAUCACCUCUUUGGAAUUGCGCCUCGGUCCGGGGUGGAAUGCGCCACCCAAGGGGUGGGCUGUCAACGAUGCGCUGGGGCUAAAGGACUGCGUCAAUGUGCACACGCUCAAGGUCCUAGUGGAAUGCGACCCCAGCGACAACAUCUUCAAGGGCUUCCGUCGCUCCGAGGGCUUUUACGAGAAAUUCAGCCGUCAGCUUCUUGCCAGCGUUCUUGAGGCGCUGCCGGCGGUGAAGGCUGUUGAGUUCGACGCCUGGUCUAGCGUCAAGAAAUCGGGCGCUAUGAUGACUGGCCUUUUCAAGGUGGUGACCGAAAAGGAAGGCUUAUCGAUCCAAUGGGGACCAGAUCGCGGCUGGACUGAUGCAGAGGAAGAAGAACCUGUGGUGACGGUUGGGCCAGAUCCUAAUAGGCCAAUCGAGACCGUUCCGAUCCAGGGGUUCGGAAACGCACACAACAUUGGUUUAAUGGUUGUGGCGUAA